UAGACAUAGACUAUUUCACAUCUAUCACUUGUCACUGUAGCAACUAGUAUAACGACCAAAUGAAAACUAAUAACGAAUUCACUUUUUUCACUGCUUUAUCAAAGAUUUCACUCAAAUUUUGUGAUAUUGACAGUAUUUUUGGUAAAGCAAUUGAUUAUUAUUUGUGUAUGAAUCAAGGCAGGAAGUCUUACCUUGAAGAGUGUAGUUUACUCUGCUGAAUAAAUUUAAAGCAUGAACGGUCAUGAUAGUGGCUAGUGCUUUCACUUCAAGUAUUUAAUUCAUACGAUAAAAUACAAAUUUCAAAAACUGGAUUUUGUGUUUGACUCAAUAUCUAUAACUGAGGACAGGAUUUUACUGUCAAAGUUUCUGUGAUGAAAACUGCAAUUUUUCAUCGCAUAAAUCCUAAGUAAUUGAGGAAUUUAUUGUGCAAAUAUUAGGGUUAGAUUGCUCAGUGUUUAUAACUGUUUUGGUUCCACAGAUUUUUCCAGCAAAUUCUAUAAUACAAACAAAAUACCUUCGCACAUUUCCAGCUGUGAUGGCAGAUAUUUUGACAGUGUUUACCAGGUCCGAUGAUCCUUUUUUACAUCACUGCUGAAGAUCGCGAGUUUUUGAAGAACAUUCAUUACAAAAUUCAUUUGGUAAACUCCGCGAUAGCGUAGUUGAAACGCAGGAUUCGUUGGCGGUUUGGCGUCUACCGUCAUGCUGUAUGGCGCUAUUGUUUCGUUUCAAUUUAACUCCAUUCCUGCUGCGUCAUAAACAUCACUAAACACAGUUCGAAAGAUGUCUGUCGUGAAAUACCGUGAUGUUGAACGCAGUUAAAGAUUAUUUAACACCCAAGACAUUCAGUAUCCCAGCAUACGUAUGUUUGAUUGCUCAACUUCUUUGUGGCCUGGUAGUUACGAGCAUUGUUGUUGCUUUGAGAGUCGGAGAGUUUGCAAAAUUUAACUGCGCUGUCGGCCCUGAAAGUGCAGCCCCUUACAAGCCCACUGAGAAAACAUGUUAUUCAAGAUAUGAAGAGAAGUAUAACUCUCCACUGCCAUUUUAUGCCUUUGUCAUACUGAGUAAUUGGUUUCCUAUUUUUGUUGGUGUUAUUUAUUCACUCUCAGUUCGUAAUCGCGUUGAAGAAAUCUGUGGCUCGAAUGACGAACCACAAAAUGACGCCGAAGCAGGAAACGAAGUACACAACAGAAGAUCAUUUUAUGUGUUUUAUUCCUAUGUCCUCCAUCUUGUCAUCCGUUUGUUAUUCGGGCUAGUGUUUACCAUCCUGCAGUAUGCUGUGUUUUUCCGCAGUGGUUUCGAUUUUGAAUUCAGUUGUGAUGAACCAGCAUCAGAUGUGACGUCGAAGAUAGCAAAGAAUGGAAGUGUCAGUCAGUUGAAUAGUACAACGUCAACAAUAACAUGCGAGAAUUCUACUGCAUCGGAGAAGAACUUAUGGGCAGGGAUUGUAUGUGCGUUGAACACGAUUUUUGCUGCGAUAAUAUUCGUGGAAGUGAUUCAUCUUUCCAUCCGAUUUUUCUCUGGAGUUGGUUUUGUUGAUGACACAAAAUUUACCACUGAUUAUUUCUCUCAUAAGCGAUACGCACAUGUCGACCCUAAUCCUGACCUUGACCUUGACCUUGACCUUGCACUUAACCUAGACCCUAACCGUAACCCUGUCCCUGACCCUGAAACCAGCCCUGGCCCUAACCUGGAUCGUAACCCUGUCCCUGACAGUGAAACCAGCCCUGGCCCUAACCUGGAUCGUAACCCUGUCCCUGACAGUGAAACCAGCCCUGGCCCUAACCUGGACCGAAACCCUGUCCCUGACCCUGAUCGUAACUUGGAAUGCAUAAAUUCGUACAAAGAAAAAGUCUUGGCACAGUCUCUCUCAUCUGACAUAACUUAUGGACCGAAGACUGGUUUAGAUGAUUUGUUUAUUGACGUUGUUAUUCACACUGAACGAGCUCGUCACAACUUUCCGACCAAAAUGGAUAGACAUGAAAUAUUUGAUGUCUACAUGAAAGUUCCCGAUGAUUCUAUACGUUUGGAAAAGGUAAAAGAUUUAUUUUAUCCCAACGAGGAUACUGAAGGGAAACGUCCUCGGAAAAUUCUAGCGGUUGGCCGGCCUGGAAUAGGAAAGACUGUCUUGACGGAAAAAAUCAUGCGCGAUUGGGCGAAACAAAUUGAUGAAUUUUAUUCCGGUAUGAUUGCCUUCCAUUUUAAAUUUAGAUUGUUUAAUCGACCUGAGUGGCACCACGAUAAUCUUAAGAAUUUCCUUCGUUUUGGCACGGCGUGCGAUGAAGAAUUUGAAAGAAUUUUUGAUUACAUAACUAAAGAACCAGAAAAAGCUCUUCUUAUUUUUGAUGGUUUGGACGAGUUUGAUGGCAACAUCAAAGACUGCUUAGACCAAGCAGCGCGUCAAAACAACCCUGAUAUAUGUAUGCCUGCCAUUUCGUUGUUUAUUAAAUUGAUUUCUGGCCACUUUCUGCCUGGGGCAACGAUUCUGGUUACAACUAGACCAACCGCAUCUGAUUACUCGAAAUUUAGAUGCGAUAGAAAUGUGGAGAUUAUUGGUUUCACCUCGGAGAAAAUUGAGCAUUACGUGAUCAAAUUUUGUGAAAAUCAUAAUAGAAGUGACCUGAAACCAGAGAUGUGGAACCACAUAAAUUCCUCAUCGGACUUGUUAAAUUUAUGUUACAUCCCAGUGAAUUCCUUCAUAGUUUCCACCGUACUGUUUAAAUAUUUCACUGAUCGUAGUAACGAGACCGCUGUUCUUCCAACAACACUGACUGAACUAUAUCAGGCCGCCAUAAAGCAUUUUGAUAAGGAUCACUACAGGAAGACAGACGGACCGUCUUCUAAAAUGGUAGUCAAGAAUCUUCAAUCCUUAGCAUACGAAGGUAUUCUACAUGGGCAACUGGUUUUCAAUGAAGAAUUAAUUGAUGAAGAAAUGAGAAGGUCUGGUUUAUUGAACAAGUUGUCCAACCCUAUUCACCCCGAAAUUCAAGAACAGUUUUGCUUCAUUCAUUUGACUGUACAAGAAUUUCUUGCUGCAAAACACGUGACUGAAACGCAAUCUCCAGAAGAAAUAAAGAAUUUUAUCUGUUCCAACGUUAAGGAUGGUAAAUGGCAUUUAGUGCUUCAAUUUAUUGCUGGAAUUUUGGGCCAGAAAAAAAAGACGUGUGGGAAAAAAUACCAGCGCUUCAAAGAUUGUGUUUUGGCGUUUGCAGAAAGUUUCAGAGUAGAUGAGGGUGAACUUGCUUUCGGUGCUGAUUAUGUUUCAUUGUUUGUGAUGAAAUGUUUUAGGGAAGCGGGUGAUGAAGAUAUUGUUAAAGAGGCUUGCGAAAGAACUGCUAUAAAUGUUGGACGUCUAUCCUACGACCCUCGGCAUGAUGACAAUCAUUUCCUUUCCUCAAGUGAGUGGGCCGCUGUCAUUUUCGUUUGUAAAUGCAUCAAGGAAUUGAAAGUUAUAGAGAUAGUGGCGCCCGAUUGGAGUGAGGAAUGUUACAGGGAAUUUUGUGUAUUGCUACAACAAAGAUGUAUAAAAGAAUUGGUGUUGGUGCGACCUAGUAUGCUUAUGGGAGAUAGAAUUUUCUCUUACUUUAUUUCCCUUUUUCCAGGAGGACUUCUCUUCAAGGCUCUUAAAAACUUGAAGUGUACAUUGGACCACGAGCACAGCAAGCUUACUAAAUUAAAUGUUCGCGGACUUUUCACAGAGGGUGAAAAUUUGUCGAUGAUAGUGGAAUUUUUUGAACACGGACAUGCAAGUUGCCUUAAAACAUUUGGCCUAGGAAAAUGUCGCUUAACUUUAAAAGAAAUAAGCGAAAUAUGCAAACUCCUCGUCAAAAAACUUUGUCCAGAACUUACAUAUCUUGAUCUUUUUGGUAAUUUCUUUCGUGACGAGGGUGUAAGAGUGUUAUGUAAAGCUCUUAUUGAAUGUUGUCAACUGAAGCUUACUGGACUGAAUCUUAAUUCGUGUUCCCUGACUGAUGAAUGCAUACCUUCGCUAUGUGAACUAUUUAAAGAUGAACAUUGCAAUUUGACAUUCUUGGAUAUAGGAUGGAAUAGUGGUAUAAGUGAUGAAGGUGUUCGUAUGUUGUGUGAAGAUGUUUUAAAAAAUGGACAUUGCAAGUUGGCUGAGUUGAACCUUGGUUCCUGUUCAUUAACAGAUCAAUGUAUACCCUGGUUAAGCAAGGCACUGCUAGAUAAACGCUGUGUAAUUAAUCGUUUAGGGAUAAGUCAAAAUAAUUUUACUGCGAAUGGAAAAAACUCUCUUCGUGAAUUAGAAGCAAAUCAAGAUUGUAAAGCAAGAGGUUUAGUAAUUUACUGCAGGGACCGUAAUGUCAUUUUUAGCAUCAACAUGUCGGGAACUGACUAA
Molecule: messenger RNA, 4357 nt
Organism: Dendronephthya gigantea
Lineage: Eukaryota; Metazoa; Cnidaria; Anthozoa; Malacalcyonacea; Nephtheidae
Product: NACHT, LRR and PYD domains-containing protein 3-like
Exons: 1
Coding region: 803-4357 (1184 amino acids)
Molecular function (GO): protein binding
Source: RefSeq, a predicted model, not a curated record